Salvia splendens (bonfire salvia) is the source of this 548-nucleotide messenger RNA. RefSeq lists its product as uncharacterized. Bases 42 to 305 code for a protein of 87 amino acids. The transcript has 2 exons. The record is from RefSeq and is a predicted model, not a curated record. NCBI's taxonomy places the organism in Eukaryota, Viridiplantae, Streptophyta, Magnoliopsida, Lamiales, Lamiaceae.
AAAACUGAGGCAAGAAAUGGAAUCUCACUUGAAAUUAAGCAAUGGAGAAAGUUGAAAUGGAAGAAAAGGAAGAAAGUAGUGUUGUGGGCAAUGGCGUAGUUCAAGGUUACUGGUUCUGGGGUAGCGCCAGCGCCGUUCAAUUUUGGUGGGGCGUCGCCGCCUUGAAAAGGGGAUACGCUGGCAAUGGCAACCUCAUGCCUUUGAAGGCCUUCACCGUGGCCUCCCUCUUCGUCGGCGCCUCCACCUCCGCCGCCGUAGCUACGCUCCAGCUCUCAGGAAUCCGCUCUUGUCUGAUUAUUAAUUGAUAUGGUUAUAGGUGGAAGACCUCAAGAGUGUAGGGGCAAAUAUAAGGAAUGCAUGCAAGAGCACACGAUGAGUCUCUCCCUAUUGUUAUCAUAAGCAAUAAAAGUGUAGGAGCCCUUUUAUAUCAAGCACACCACUAUCAUUUGUACCUUAGAAAUCCAGAUGGUCCCUUGUUCUUGACCACCAGUCGAUGAGACCUGUAUUUGACCUUCCAAAUCCAUUCAAUGACACUUUUUUUUAACUAA